UGUCCUUGAAAGCGUGAAGACCACCAAAAACUGUCAGAAAAGAAAAGAAAAGAAACAUGGCGGUGCACAUGAGUCCUGCGUUUCGUCUUCUUCUUACAACAAAAAACGUAUUCCUAAGACGGAACUGUGUGGUUUACAGUGUGGAACAGAUACGUUCCGUUCGGGCACUCAGGAGAAAACCGAUUCGAGUUCUGUUUCCCGAAAAAGAAGCAGAAACGACCAGAAACCAGUCCAAGUCUGUGGUUGAGCGGAAGUCAAAGGAGAGGAGAGCGGAACCUAAGGUUUUAUCUUCAUCCGCUGAAAAAGAAACACGUUCUUGGAGAGAAGAGACCUCUGCCCCCAAGGAAAGAACCCAAGAAAACUCAGUGAAAUAUGCCCUAAGUUCUGGUUCUAACCAUGGGCCUGAAGGACUCUGCUUUGAGAAAGCUUCCCCUGGAGAUAAGAGACUGGCGAGGUUGGUGAGCGUCGCUCGUUCCAGGACAUUCCGAGAACAGCAGGGUAAGAUCCUGUUGGAGGGUCAACGCUUGAUCUGCGACGCACUGGACGCCGGUGCAAACCCACAGAUGGUUUUCUUCAGUAUGGUAGAUCGGCUGAGAGAACUGCCCCUGGACAAGCUGAAGAGAGCAACACUGGUCAAAGUGAAGUUUGAGGAAAUCAAGAUCUGGUCUGAUGUUGUCGCUCCACAAGGAGUGAUAGCCAUAUUUUCCCGUCCACAACCCUCCAGGUUAAAGUUCUCUGGUGCUCCUCACUCGGUGCCACUGACACUCAUAUGUGACAACAUCAGGGACCCAGGGAACCUGGGUACCAUGCUGAGAUGUGCUGCUGCAGCUGGAUGCCACCGUGUCCUGCUCACCAAAGGUUGUGUCGAUGCCUGGGAGCCUAAAGUUCUCCGUGCAGCCAUGGGAGCUCAUUUCCGACUUCCUGUCUACACAAAUGUGGACUGGCAGAACAUUAGAGAACAUCUCCCUGAACAUGUGACUGUGCACGUGGCCGACAACAGCUGCAGCAGAGACACACCCCCUGAAACUGACAUUAACACGUCGCACAAAUCAGCUAAAGCAGGAGACUACGGCUGGGUGAGCACCAGGCGGAGUUACAGAAACGAUGACCAAUCAGCGUCUGACUCAGAGUCAGAGUCAGAAGAUGAAGUGCAGGGACUCUCCUUGCCCAGGGUGGCACCAAAACUCUACUACGAGAACUGGGCCCAGAAACCCACAGCACUGGUGGUGGGGGGUGAGACUCACGGCCUCAGUCUGGAGUCGGUGGAGUUGGCUGAGCAGACGGAUGGGCGACGGCUCUAUAUCCCUGUGGCGCCUGACGUGGACAGCUUGAACUCAGCCAUGGCUGCCAGCAUCCUCCUGUUUGAAGGCAGGAAACAGCUGCUCAGUGACACUCAAACAUCUGUGAAGAAACGGACGAGCAGAGCUGGGGUCCAGUCUUCAUGAGGUUCUUCUCAGUGUGAGUGAAACUCCUGUUGUCCAUUUCUCUGUAAAACAUCUGUCUUCAGUAGAUCAUAAAAGUCCUGGUCAAACUUCAUGCUGGUGUGUCUUUUGUUGCUGUAAGUAAAAAGCACCAAAUGCAUGGGCACAUGGGCAGACCCACAGCUGAUUGAUCUGUCAACAUAAAUAAUACUGUGGGUUCUCUGAAGACUCUCUUCUAGUUUCUUCUGACUAGAACGUCUGUGAACGACAGCAGACAAAGUAGAACAGUGGAAUAUGAAGAACUGAGGCUGUGUCACCAAACAUUUCUGCUGUGGUAUCAAAUUAAAUGUCUGUUUUUUAUGUUUAUGUUUACAAAAUAAAUACUUAUACAUAGAACUCA
Molecule: messenger RNA, 1821 nt
Organism: Cynoglossus semilaevis (tongue sole)
Lineage: Eukaryota; Metazoa; Chordata; Actinopteri; Pleuronectiformes; Cynoglossidae
Gene: mrm3a
Product: mitochondrial rRNA methyltransferase 3a
Exons: 4
Coding region: 57-1445 (462 amino acids)
Biological process (GO): RNA processing
Molecular function (GO): RNA methyltransferase activity; RNA binding
Source: RefSeq, a predicted model, not a curated record